AUGUCUUUUCAUCAGAAAAAUCUACAAUGUUUACCUGAUCAACCCCUUCAGACCCUCAGUGAAACCCAGGGCCUGGAGGCUGAACAGGAAUCUAAGGCUCUGGAGGAGACAUGUCUCUUCUCCCAUCCUUCAAUGCCUGGCAGUUCGAAGGAGGCUCCUGAUGCUGGUAUCCCCAGUUCCUCUGAGAGUCCUCAGAGUUUCUGCCCCACCUCAGUUGUCACCACAGUCAAUUUAUCAAGUGAAUCUGCUGAGAGCUGCAGUAGCCAAGAGGAGGAGAGUAGCACCUCAGAGUCAGAUCUAGACCCCAUGGAUAUAUCCACAAUUGCUAUAGAUGAAAAUGUGGCUACGUUGGUGAAUUUUCUGCUGUUCAAGUAUCAAAUGAAAGAGCCAGUAACCAAAGCUGAUAUAUUGAUGAUUAUCAGCAAUGAGUGCGAAGACCACUUCAUUGAGAUCUUCCUGAAAGCCUCUGUACGCAUGGAGAUAAUCUUUGGCCUUGAUGUGAAGGAAGUGGAUCCCACCAACAACUGCUAUGCCGUCCUCAUCAAACUGGGCCUCACCUAUGAUGGGAUGCUGCAUGGUGAAAUUGGCGUGCCUAAGACUGGCCUCCUGAUAGUUAUCCUGGGUGCGAUCUUCAUGAAAGGCAACCGUGCCACCGAAGAAGAAAUCUGGGGAGUUCUGAGUGUGAUGGGUUUAUAUCCUGGGAAGAAGCACUAUAUCUUUGGAGAGCCCAGAAAGCUCAUCACCAAAUAUUUUGUGGAGGAGGAAUACCUGAUGUACCAGCAGGUGGCCAACAGUGAUCCUGCAGAAUAUGAAUUUCUGUGGGGCCCUAGAACCUACGCUGAAACCACCAAGAUGCAAGUCCUAGAGUUUCUGGCCAAGGUUCAUGGGACUGUCCCAAGUUCUUUCCCACCUCAGUAUGAGGAGGCGUUGCAAGAAGAAGAAGAGAGAGCCAGAGCCAGUGCCAGUAAUUUGGCCACUGCUGUUGACUUCCGUGGCCACUGCCAGUUCUAA
This is a messenger RNA of Molossus molossus (Pallas's mastiff bat), 1011 nucleotides long. Its product is annotated as melanoma-associated antigen B16-like. Lineage: Eukaryota; Metazoa; Chordata; Mammalia; Chiroptera; Molossidae. Gene Ontology annotation, biological process: negative regulation of transcription by RNA polymerase II. The transcript has a single exon. The coding region runs from base 1 to 1011 and encodes 336 amino acids. Gene Ontology annotation, cellular component: nucleus. The record is from RefSeq and is a predicted model, not a curated record.